AUGGAUAGCUUGUCGGCGGCUGCAGCUUCUGCGGCCGCGCAGGCGGCAGAGGCGGCGGGUGCCGCGCUGACCACGGGGUCGUCCUCGUCGUCUCUUCUCGUCUUUGUGUUUCCCUUCCUCUUUCCGCCUUCGCUCUUUCUCCUUCUUCUGCUCACGUUCUUUGUCUUCUUCGCGGCUUCUGUUCUCCUCCGCUACCUAAAAAUUCUUCACCUGCGGCGCCAACAGGAGCUCCUUCGCCUCGCGGCCUCGAGCGCCGCCGCCGGUGUACAGCCACCUGGCGCGGCGCCGGCGGUGUAUCUGUCGGGGAUCUCGGCGCUCUGCGCGCCUGCGGCCCCCUCCGCCGGCCGCUGGAUUUCCUUCGAACACCUCGCGCUCCUUGCACUCCUCACGAAAGAUGCUGCGUGGAACGUCCUGCGCAAGCUGGGGCUCGCCGCGUACGCGAUUCUGUUUUUUUGCCUCUCUGGUGAAGAGCGCGGACUCGAGACUGCCCUGAAGCGGCAGCGCGUGUCUCUUGACACCGCGGACGCCAUAGAGAGGCGAACGAUUAUCUUCAUUCGGCACGGCGAGUCUGUCUGGAACGCGACGUUCAACCGGCCGAUGCUCUCUUUCUUUUUCCCGCUGCGUUUCUGUCUUUUUUGGCUGUGGGAGCUCUUCCUGGCCCCGGAGCGCGAUUCUGUGUUGUUCGAUUCGCCGCUGAGCACCGUGGGCAUCUGCCAGGCCGCAGAGCUUCGCACAGCCCUCCGCGGCUCGGCGCCUUCCUGUGUCCCGCCUUCCUCCUCUCCGUCGCUCCGAGGCCUCAGCAAAGGCGGCAGCGAGGUCGGGUGGCCUGCGCUGCUGACGGCCUGGACUGCGUCGGGGGCGGGGGGCGCCUUCGCCGGCGCGCCGCAGAGCUCCGUGGAGAUGGAGACUCUCGGCGACUCCGCGGAAGGCGCCCGCGACGGCAGUGUAGGCGACCCCUGUCGCGCCGGGAUGGCGGUGACGAGCGGGAAAGUGGAGCGCCGCUUCGUUGGCGUGGCGGCGAAGAAAACGGCGGCGGGGUGGAACGAGGACGCCGACGACGGCCAAGCGGAGCGGGCUCUGACCGCGAGUGACGGCGUACGUACACGGCAGGGGCAGUGCGGCGCGCCAGCUGCGACGUCGCUGAGUCUGGCGAAAGCCGAAGAGCGAGAAGAAGGCAUGCGGAGUCGCGCGCGCUCGGUGGAGGACGCGUGUUGCGCGACGGCCGCAGGGCUGGGAGAAGGAAGGGAUGGAGCGGAAGACAGCGUCUUGGGCGAAAGCACUGACACAAAGCGCGCGGCCGCGACGAUUGAGAGCGCGGGGCUCCAAACUGCGAACGCCAUUCAGGACAGCUUGGUCCUCGUCACGUCCAACUUGAGGCGGGCGAUUUCCACCCUCUUGAUUGCCCUGGGUCCCUCCGUGCAAGUUCAUUCGCAAACUGUUCAGAUCCUUUCUUCUCUCCAGGAAUCGACGCGUUUCCCGGAUGCGCUGUCGCUUUCGAGUUUUUCGUUUUCGCGCAAGUCGUCGCCGCCGCUGUCUCAGCUCGAAGAGGCGAUCGUCGGCGCGUCUCUGGGGCAGCUGUAUGCGAGUCACUUGGAUCAGAAGUUCAACCGCGGCAACAAGCGGAUCUACACGACGCUUGUGGGGCGUCUCUUUGCCUUCUCCGCGUGGCUCUUCGCGGAGGGAUCUACGGAGCGCCAGGCCGUCGUCGUCGUUGGUCACUCCCGAUGGCUGCGCUACUUCUUCCGCAUGUUUCUCCCGGCGGAUCAGACGCACCCAGCGGCGGAGAAGAAGCUGUCAAACUGCGGCGUGCUCAAGUUCGACUUUCUUCAGCUGCGUCAAAAGGGCUCCGCGCGCACCGACUACCUCAUCGACUCGCGGUCCUGUCAGCUCUUGCGAGGCGCCUUCGCCUCUUAG
Messenger RNA from Besnoitia besnoiti, 1914 nucleotides. Its product is annotated as phosphoglycerate mutase family protein. Gene Ontology annotation, cellular component: cytosol; cytoplasm. The record is from RefSeq and is a predicted model, not a curated record. Lineage: Eukaryota; Apicomplexa; Conoidasida; Eucoccidiorida; Sarcocystidae. Bases 1 to 1914 code for a protein of 637 amino acids. Gene Ontology annotation, molecular function: phosphatase activity. The transcript has 6 exons.